This is a messenger RNA of Neurospora tetrasperma FGSC 2508, 527 nucleotides long. RefSeq lists its product as uncharacterized. The transcript has 2 exons. The record is from RefSeq and is a predicted model, not a curated record. Bases 1 to 273 code for a protein of 90 amino acids. Lineage: Eukaryota; Fungi; Ascomycota; Sordariomycetes; Sordariales; Sordariaceae.
AUGAAGUUCACCACCAUCGCCCUCACUCUCUUCAGCGCCGUCGCCAUGGCCCAGGACUGCCCCCAGGCCACUCUCAUGCCCGCGUGCGCUGCCCCUUGCGUCAGUUCUGCUGCCUCCGCCGUCGGCUGCAAUGGAGCUGACUACGCCUGCCAAUGCUCCAAAUCUUCUCAGCUCGUGGCUUCCGCUCAAGGUUGCGUUCUCGGGGGCUGCGGCAUUGAGGCUGCCCCCACCGUCAUCAGCGCCGCUUCUGCCAUCUGCAGUGCUUGCGCUUAAGCGGUGUCUUGUCGACGACAAAACGACGAAAAGACUUUAUCUCGCGAUAAUGAAAGAUAUCAUGAGUACAUGAUUGGGCUAUGUUGGUCUUGUCCUCUUCGACUGGUUGGUUUGGUUGGACUGGCUGGGUGUGGGGGAUGAUCUCUCUGUGUCGUACUAGGAGUGACUAAUUCGGAGGGAUAGUUGUCUGUUUGGCUUUGAUCCGUAUCAUUGGUUCUUCUUCCGCAAAAAAAAUGGAUAACUGCAGUCUCAAA